Messenger RNA from Branchiostoma floridae (Florida lancelet), 1747 nucleotides. RefSeq lists its product as uncharacterized. Gene Ontology annotation, cellular component: membrane. Bases 119 to 907 code for a protein of 262 amino acids. Gene Ontology annotation, molecular function: oxidoreductase activity, acting on the CH-CH group of donors. The record is from RefSeq and is a predicted model, not a curated record. Gene Ontology annotation, biological process: lipid metabolic process. The transcript is spliced from 4 exons. NCBI's taxonomy places the organism in Eukaryota, Metazoa, Chordata, Leptocardii, Amphioxiformes, Branchiostomatidae.
AAUUAACAAAAUUUUAGCCAGCCUAACUUUCAUUACAUAACUUUUACACAACACGCUCCAAGUUUGAAUGGUCAUAGCUAGUAUCUCUUGAUAUUACACGAUUUCUCUCGUGUUUUCUAUGAUUUUUGCAGACGAUAUGGACGUGUCGGUGUUGUACAAGUCCGCGGCGCUGGACCUGGGGAUCCAGUGGGUUGGCUGGGCGGCGGCAGUGGUCUUCAGCACCGAGAAGUUUUUCGACUUGGCGGGGUCGGCAACAUACGCCCUGCUGGCCUACCUGUCUCUUCAGUGGGGAGGGGGGCACUUCACCAGGCAGAAGGUCCAGACCACCCUAGUUCUAAUCUGGGCCUUACGUCUGGGCUCCUACCUGUUCCUGAGAGUACUUAGAGAAGGGAAGGACACAAGGUUUGACGAGGCCAAGCGGAACCCCGCCCAUUUCCUGGUGUUCUGGACCCUCCAGGCUGUCUGGGUCUUCAUCACCCUCCUGCCAACCCUCAUCCUUAAUGCCAAGUCCAGGGACAGGAGUCUGGGCUUCCAGGACUACCUUGGCUGGUCCAUCUGGGCUGUGGGGAUCCUCCUAGAGGCCGUGGCUGACUAUCAGAAGUCUGACUUCAAGGCAGACCCUGAAAACUCUGGAAAGUUUAUCCAGUCUGGCCUAUGGAGUAUCAGCCAGCACCCAAACUACCUUGGUGAGAUCAGCCUGUGGUUGGGUCUGUACAUCACUGCAGCUGGAGUCCUGAGUGGCUGGGAACACAUCAGUAUUGUUUCCCCUAUGUUUGUAGCCUUCUUGUUGUUAAAAGUCAGUGGGGUUCCCCUGUUAGAUGAACUGGGCAUGAAGAGGUGGGGAAACAACCCAGGGUAUCUGGCUUAUAGGGAGAGGACAGCAGUUUUGGUGCCUUAUGUGUGGUAGUGUAAUUAUAGUAAGAUGCAUCAUUUUUUUCUGGUUCAAUAUGUGCUUGCUAUACCUAUACCUAUGUGCUGUAGGUCAAAGUGAACUUAGAGAUAGUACCAAUAUAGAAUAUUUAAGCAUAUACAAAACUUUCAAUGGGUUUAGGUUUUUGUUUUUUUCUCUCCCGUGCUUGUUGCCUUCCUGUUGUUAAAACUAAUAAAAGUCAGUGGGGUUCCCCUGUUGGAUGAACUGGGCAUGAAGAGAUGGGGAAACAACCCAGGGUAUCUGGCUUAUAGGGAGAGGACAGCAGUUUUGGUGCCUUAUGUGUGGUAGUAUGAUUUACAGUAAUAUGCAUUUAUCGACUCAGAGUACUUAUAUUCUGGUUCAAUGACUGCUUGAUACAAACACCAGCAAAGGAAGCAAAAUAAGACAGUGGUGUCCCUUUUGCACUUCUAGCCAUAUGUGCUAUAGUUCAAAAUGAACUUUAAAGACCUUAAUAACAGUAAAAAAAUAUAGACUGUAUUUCAUCAUGAACAAAAGUUUCAAUGGUACUUUUUUUGGUGUGUUUUUUUCUCUCCCAUGUCUGUUGCCUUCCUGUUGGUAAAAGUUAAUGGGGUCCCUCUGCUAGAUAGGUAAGGGAUAAAGAAGGUUGGGGAACAACCCAGGGAAUAUUGUUUAUAUAUAGAGACAAUCUUGGUGCCUUUUGUGUGGUGAAGUUAUGAUAAGUUAGUUGACUUACACUUUACUUAAGGGGGAGACACAAACACUCAGGCUACUCUUAAUUCCUUUUCUCAAUUAUCUAUGAUUGUGUAAGGGGGCCAUGUUACCCUCAAAAUUGAUAAAUAAAAUGAAAUGUUUGCA